GACAUGGCAACACUGGCAGAGCAAAUCAUUGAGGCCACGCCUGAGCGAAUCAAGCUGGAGGACUUCUCAAGGGGGGCAGAGUCACCGCUCAGAGAGAGACGGGACAACCCUGCCAUACAGGACACCUGGUUGGCUACUUACCUGGACACGGUUGACACUCACACACACUCCCCACCCAGACGGGUGUGCCCCCCCUCACCUCUCAGUGCACUGGCCCUCCAGAGGCUCCGCCCUCCAUCCUCUGCAGCAUGGGCGGAGUUCCUGAACGCCUCUGCCAAUGGGAAGAUGGAGAGAGACUUUGCCCUUCUGACACUGACUGACGGCGAGCAGAGGGAGCUGUACGAGGCCGCCAGGAUUAUCCAGAACGCCUUCAGGAGAUACAAGGGUCGGAGGUUAAAGGAACAGCAGGACAUGGCUGCAGCCGUCAUUCAGAGAUGCUACAGGAAGUACAAA
Molecule: messenger RNA, 453 nt
Organism: Paralichthys olivaceus (Japanese flounder)
Lineage: Eukaryota; Metazoa; Chordata; Actinopteri; Pleuronectiformes; Paralichthyidae
Source: RefSeq, a predicted model, not a curated record